AUGAAUCCAAACGCAUCAGUUUUCGUUCCAAAGUUCCUUGUGAAACCAGCUGCAACUACACCAGCUCCAGCUCCAGCUGCCACACCAGCUCCAGCUCCAGCUCCAGCUGCUGCCACACCAGCACCAGAGGAGAAACAAUCGACCACCACUACAACUACAACUACCACCACCACUUCAACACCAUCAGCAUCUAAAGUUACAGCUUCACCACCAGUAGAAGAACAGAAACCAACUGAAUCAGUAUUCAAGGUUGAGGAUGACGAUAUCGAAGAGGAGGAAACCGACGAGAUUACAAAGAAGAUCGAAGCACUCCCAAUUCAAGAUGUUUCCGAUUUCAAAGAGGAUCAAAGAGAGCAUGUAAACAUUGUUUUCAUUGGACACGUCGAUGCUGGUAAAUCAACUAUUUCAGGUAGAAUCAUGGUUCUCACUGGACAAAUCGAUUCACAUACUUUGGCCAAAUACGAAAGAGAAGCCAAGGAGAACCAUCGUGAGAGUUGGUUGUACGCUUUCGUUAUGGAUACAAACGAGGAGGAGCGUGCCAAGGGUAAGACUGUAGAGGUCGGUCGUGCACAUUUCGAAACAGAGAAGCGUAGAUACACCAUUCUCGACGCACCAGGUCACAAGAACUACGUACCAAAUAUGAUCAGUGGUGCCGCACAAGCCGACGUCGGUAUCUUGGUGGUCUCAUCAAAGAAGGGUGAGUUUGAGGCCGGUGUCGACGGUGGUCAAACCAUUGAGCACGCACGUCUCGCCAAGAUGAUCGGUAUCAAACAUCUGAUCGUCUUGGUCAACAAGAUGGACGAGCCAACCGUCAACUGGUCGAAGGCUCGUUACGACGAGAUCUGCGAGAAGAUCACUGGUCACCUGAAAAAGUGUGGAUUCAACCCAAAGAAAGACUUCCAAUUCGUCCCAGGUUCCGGUUACACCUCGGCCAACAUCAAGGACACCGUCAGCAAGGAGCUCUGUCCAUGGAACACCGGUGUUUCACUCAUUGAGACACUCGACUUGCUUCCACAGUUUGAGCGUAACGAAUCCGGUGCGUUGCGUGUGCCCAUUAUCGAUUCUUUCAAGGAUCGUGGUAUCGUCCACGUCAUGGGUAAAGUCGAGUCUGGUUCGAUUACACUCGGCCAGCAAAUCUUUAUCAUGCCCGGAAAAACCAAGGUCGAAGUACUGUCGCUCUCCAACGAGAGUUGUAACUUUAGAACCGGUCGUACCGGUGAGAAUCUUCGUAUCGGUCUGAAGGGAAUCGACGACGAGCAAAUCCGUCAGGGUUCGAUUCUCUCUGAGAUUGUCAGACAGGUGCCAGUGGUCACUGAGAUCGAGGCGAUCAUCGUACUGAUCGAUCUUCCCAAGGACAAGCAGUUGUUCACCGCCGACUACGAAGCGAUGUUCCACGCUCACACCGCCGUCGAGGAGUGCAAGAUCAAGUCGUUGAUUGCCACCAUCGACAUGAAGACCGGUAACGAGCUGAAACAGAAGCCAACAUUCGCCAGAAACGGUGAAUCGAUCAAGGCACGUGUUGUCCUUUCGCGUGCAGUCUGUCUCGAGGAGUUCACAUCGAACCCACAACUCUCACGUUUCACUCUCCGUCAAUCAAACAAGACAAUCGCAUUUGGUAAAGUAGUCAACGUCGGAAAGAAAGUUAAGGAACAACUGGCAGCAGCAGCAGCAGCCCUCUCUCCAAAAUAA
Messenger RNA from Heterostelium album PN500, 1689 nucleotides. RefSeq names its product translation elongation factor EF1A family protein (gene eRF3). Bases 1 to 1689 code for a protein of 562 amino acids. Lineage: Eukaryota; Evosea; Eumycetozoa; Acytosteliales; Acytosteliaceae. Gene Ontology annotation, cellular component: translation release factor complex. Gene Ontology annotation, biological process: translation. The record is from RefSeq and is a predicted model, not a curated record. Gene Ontology annotation, molecular function: translation release factor activity; GTP binding; GTPase activity. The transcript has 2 exons.